AACAAUGACAUAUGUCAUCUAAAGAAUUCCGAAUUCCGAUAUAACCUAUUACGUGCCGUUUAUGUUCUCGUAAUAUAGAAAUAAUCAUAUUAUGGCGUCUUUAAAAGUGUAUUCAGUGGGUCGACUAGCAAAAUGCAUAACAGAUUCUACGCUAAGAAAUUUACGAACGAGUUAUUACAGAAGUUCAGUCCGCUGCUACGGAACGGAAGAAAAGCCAGUGGAGAAGGAGGCACCGGCCGACAAAGACAGCAAACAGCUGCCGAGCUCAGUGGAAGAGUGUCACAAACAGAUAGAAGAACUUACUUCAGAGUUAAAGACUUUAAAGGAUCAAGCGAAGGACUAUGAAGAUAAGUAUAAGAGGGCGCUCGCCGACGGUGAAAACGUGCGACGCCGGAUGAUGAAGCAAGUGGAAGACGCCAAGUCGUUUGCAAUCCAGAGUUUCUGUAAAGAUCUGCUUGAUGUGGCGGACACGCUGUCGGCGGCGGCGGAGAGCGUGCCGGCGGAGGGCGGCGCGGAGGGCGGCGCCGCGCUGCGCUCGCUCGCCGACGGGCUGCGCCUCACGCGCGCGCAGCUUGCGCAGGUAUUCGCGAGACACGGGCUGGUGGCGGUGUCGCCGCUUCGAGAGAAAUUCGACCCGAACUUGCACGAAGCUUUAUUCCAGCAGGAAGUAGAAGGCGCCGAGGCGGGCACAGUGGUGACGGUGAGCAAGGUGGGCUACAAGCUGCACGAGCGCUGCGUGCGGCCCGCGCUCGUCGGCGUCGCCAAGUGAGGGGUGGCGCAGGGCGCUGCGCUGGGGCCUUUGCUGUUCCUCAUCUAUGCCGAUGGGGCUAGAGCAAACACGCGACCUACCGUACACGAUUUUAUAUUUACACCGCUCCGGGAUUUAGAUAUGAUAAGAUUCGAAAUUAAAGAAAGUAUUUAAACAUAGGAUUUUUUUACCGUGUUGAUUUUUUAUAUCUGAUUUCGUACUUUCUUUAGUUUUGAAGUUAUAUAAAUAAUGUUAUAGCUCCUUAAGUUUUCUAUACUUCACAGUACAUUCGAUGUGAUCGUGGAUUCAGUUUUCCGCUCGUCGUGUAGAACCCGCGGCGUUGAUAUAUCAAAUUUAAAUUUUUUUCACUUCAUACGUUUGCAAUGUUUCGUAUAAAUAAUGAAAAAAAUAUAUAUAAAUAUUUAUCGCCAUGCAUUUAUACCAAAUAAAAAAAUGUUUAUUGUAAAAAGUUAGCUAUUUUAUUUCUGAGGUGAAAAAAAAGUCUAAACAUAUUUAGAAUUUGUAAAUUUCCUUUAUUAAUUGUCUUCAGCUGAGAUCAUUAAAGGUAACUAGAUACACAUUACCAUACAAAAACUAACUUUAACUCAAAUAUGUUCGUCCGAAUUGUAGUCGAAAGAAAGAAACGUUAAAGAAAAAUGAAUCUUAUUGGCAUAAUUCGAAGGUCCAUUUGCAAAACGUACCAAAAUCAAUAAAUUUUGACCACCUAGUUGGUGAAUAUACAUCUAUAUAAAUUGAACCUUAUUCCAAUGAGUUAAAGGUCGGGAUUGUAAAGCACCGAAUCUCGUUUAUCAACGAUUGUGUAUAGUUGUGUUUAAUGAUCAUAGCUUCAGUUAUAUAAAUGUGUAAAAUAUAAUUUCUGCGAAAUUUUAAAGCAACGAAAUAUUAAAAAUUAUUCAAGGUUCGAACUAACUAGAAAACAACAGGGCAUGUAGAAUUUAUUCUAAAGUAUGGUCACAAACUACGAAAAAUUUCGUAUAUGUAUGUAAUACCUGGUGUAACCCAUCUCUGUCGCUCCUACGUUAAAAUAAUGCGUCCCUUUCACUCGUCGCUCCGUCGUGCGAACGGGACACAUUAUUUUUACACAGGAGUGACUGAGACAGGUUAUACCGGGUCAAUAUACGAAAUUCUCCAUAGUUCACGACCCUAGUAUAUCCUAUUGUAAAACUUUGUACGUAAAAAGAAAUAUUUAUUUUUACAAAAAAAAUCAUAUCACGCGUCGAUUUGAGCCAAGUUUCACCUGCCUAGGAUCAAUUUCGUGCACUUAUAUCAAAGUGUAAGGUCUAGGCACAGACCACAAUUAUAGACUUCAUAUUUUUAUUUGGCCCUUAGCUUCGCCCAUCAGUUGGAAUGAAAAUUCCCCUGGUAUUUGUAUAUUUCUGCGCUGUACAAAGUGACUUAUACCACUCUCUAGCCAACUAUGUUCGGACACACAAAUAUCAUACUUGUAGAACCGUUGUGACGUGAAAGAAAGACAAACAAACACAUUUUCAUAUGUAUAAUUCUGCUCUCCUCCCAUAAAUAAAUUCAAUUUCCGGGGAAUUUGCUAGGUAAAAGCUAUUCUGUGUCCAUUCUUGGGUCAUAAACCAUCUUUGCACCAAAUGUUUAAUUCUUAGCAAUUUUCAAAUCGUGAAACUAAUCGAGUGCCGAAAUUUGGCAGUUCAGGCAGGAAGAAUAGACAGACAGACAGACAGAUAAUUACUUUCGCAUUUAUAAGUUAAAAAUAUAAAUGCCAUAGCUAUCACAAGAAAACAAAUAAAGCUCGAUUACAAAAUAUAGCUUAGACAAUGAAUUUAGAUUUUUCAAUCUAGUCUUUCGGUCUGUGCUUAGGCUCCAAUAGACAGGUGUACAAAUGGUCUAUGUGGUCUAUGACCACCUCAUCCCGAAUUUGAAGCCCCCAUUUGCUGAGCAACAGUCAACUAUGUUGCUAGAAGUUGAUUUAACGACUUUGUUGCUGACAUGGUACCAAGAAUGCUAUUCUUACAGUCUGAACCCGCACAUGUAGGAAACUAGGAUGAUUUUAUUCCAAAUGAUUUAGGUAUUGUUAUAGAUGUAGUGUAGUCACUAGAUUUGUGUAAUUGCGAGGGUGGAUGUGGAUUUGUUGAAUAAAAUGUUGUUAUGGA
Zerene cesonia (dogface butterfly) is the source of this 2889-nucleotide messenger RNA. It is a transcript of the gene Roe1, whose product is annotated as grpE protein homolog, mitochondrial. Gene Ontology annotation, cellular component: PAM complex, Tim23 associated import motor. The transcript is spliced from 6 exons. Gene Ontology annotation, molecular function: protein homodimerization activity; protein-folding chaperone binding; adenyl-nucleotide exchange factor activity. The record is from RefSeq and is a predicted model, not a curated record. NCBI's taxonomy places the organism in Eukaryota, Metazoa, Arthropoda, Insecta, Lepidoptera, Pieridae. Bases 92 to 769 code for a protein of 225 amino acids. Gene Ontology annotation, biological process: protein folding; protein import into mitochondrial matrix.